Penicillium samsonianum is the source of this 1182-nucleotide messenger RNA. Its product is annotated as bile acid:sodium symporter family protein. Lineage: Eukaryota; Fungi; Ascomycota; Eurotiomycetes; Eurotiales; Aspergillaceae. The coding region runs from base 1 to 1182 and encodes 393 amino acids. The record is from RefSeq and is a predicted model, not a curated record. The transcript has 3 exons. Gene Ontology annotation, cellular component: plasma membrane.
AUGGAAGCAGCCCGGGACACCGCCCAGCCGCGGUGGCAGCGAGCCCUGAAAUGCAUCGCAAGUCUAAUCCUCCACCAAUGGCUCCUAAUCGGGAUCGGUAUCGUGUGCGCCCUCGCAUAUUGCUUCCCGAACGUGGCCAAGCACGGCGGCACCAUCCGCUCCGAGUAUAGCAUCAUGUACGGCGUGAUCGCGAUAAUCUUCCUAAUCUCAGGCCUGAGUGAUUUCGUUUCUGUUUAUCCCCGCACUGGUGCUGGCCAUCGUGCAUAUUAUCCUCGCUGCGGAUCCGGGGGCAAGAUUGAUCGCGCUGUGCUGGCCGGGUAUAUCUUUACUGCUUGUAUUCCGACGACGAUUGCGUCAAAUGUUGUUAUGACGAGGUCUGCGGGCGGAGAUGAUGCCGCUGCUUUGGUGGAGGUCUUGUUGGCUAAUAUUCUCGGCCCAUUUGUUACGGCUGCUUGGACUAUUGCGUUGAUGCCCAAGAUGGUGGAGUUUGAUCCCUGGCGGUAUGGGGGUGGGGAUUUGGGGAGUAUGUAUAAGGAGGUUUUUCAGCAACUGGGACUCAGUGUCCUACUGCCGCUGUUUAUUGGGCAGCUGGUGAGGUGGACUUGGCCUGAUCGCACUGCGUGGGUCAUGCAGAAGACCAAGCUGCCUAAGCUGGCUACUGUCUGCUUGUUAUUGUUGAUUUGGGCCACAUUUUCCUCCUGCUUCGCAACAGGAGCCCUUCAAACCCUUUCCGCGCAGAGCAUAGCCUUCGUGGUUCUUUUCAACAUCAUACUCUACAUCACUUUAACGGCAGUGUGCUUCUUCUGCUCUAGACCACCGCGGAUUUUCAGCUCCCGGCGCUGGUCCAAGCCCAUCUUCAAGCGCAUGACUCCGGAGGAAACUAUUGCAGUGUGCUUUUGCGGGCCGGCGAAGAGCACCGCACUCGGUAUCCCGCUGCUCUACGCAAUGUGGCAGCCGGUUGAUCUUUUCAUAAAAGCGAAGACAUCGGUGCCGGUGCUGCUCUAUACCACGGAGCAGAUUUGCGUGGCGCAUUUCUUCGUUCAAAUGUUCCGGUGGUGGCAUGCUAGAAUCGUUGAGAAAGAGGAUUUGGAUGACAGUACACGCGAUGAUAUUGAGAUUGGUAUGGCUGAGGAUUCACGUGAAGAUCACGCUGGACGUGGUCAUGAGCAUACGACUGUUUGA